Messenger RNA from Cornus florida, 3536 nucleotides. Its product is annotated as plasma membrane ATPase 4-like. Gene Ontology annotation, molecular function: ATP hydrolysis activity; P-type proton-exporting transporter activity; ATP binding. Lineage: Eukaryota; Viridiplantae; Streptophyta; Magnoliopsida; Cornales; Cornaceae. The coding region runs from base 35 to 2902 and encodes 955 amino acids. The record is from RefSeq and is a predicted model, not a curated record. The transcript has 15 exons. Gene Ontology annotation, cellular component: plasma membrane. Gene Ontology annotation, biological process: proton export across plasma membrane; regulation of intracellular pH.
GAGAGAGAGAGAGGGUGUGUUUUAGAGGGAGAACAUGGCGGACGAAGGCAUCAUCGGCUGGGAAGAAAUCAAGAACGAGAGCGUCGAUCUUGAGAAAAUACCGAUUGCGGAAGUUUUUGAAAAGUUGAAGUGUACAAAAGAUGGAUUGACAAGCGAGGGAGGGGAGCAGAGGCUUCGGGAUUUUGGCCCAAACAAGUUAGAGGAAAAAAAGGAAAACAAGUUUCUCAAAUUCUUGUGUUUUAUGUGGAAUCCUUUGUCAUGGGUUAUGGAGGUUGCUGCCAUCGUGGCCAUUGGUGCAACAAAUAUUGGGGGUAAACCUCCAGAUUGGCAAGAUUUUGUUGGUAUAAUAGUAUUGCUUUUCAUCAACUCCACGAUAAGCUUUGUAGAGGAAAACAAUGCAGGAAAUGCUGCAGCUGCACUAAUGGCGGGUCUUGCUCCCAAAACAAAGGUUUUGAGAGAUGGAAGAUGGAGUGAGGAGGAUGCAGCAAUCCUGGUACCUGGGGAUGUGAUCAGCAUCAAAUUAGGAGACAUCAUUCCAGCAGAUGCCCGUCUCCUGGAGGGAGACCCCCUUAAGAUUGACCAAUCUGCCCUUACUGGUGAAUCCUUGCCUGUAACAAAAAACCCAGGUGACGGAGUAUACUCAGGGUCAACAUGCAAGCAGGGUGAAAUUGAGGCUGUCGUGUUUGCCACUGGUGUCCGCACCUUCUUUGGUAAAGCUGCUCACCUUGUGGACAGCACCAAUCAAGUAGGCCAUUUCCAAAAGGUACUACACUCAAUUGGCAACUUCUGUAUAUGUUCCAUCGCGGUGGGAAUGAUUAUAGAGAUGGUGGUCAUGUACGCAUGUCAGCACCGCAAAUACAGGGAUGGUAUUGAUAAUCUGUUGGUUCUUCUAAUUGGAGGUAUUCCUAUUGCCAUGCCAACGGUGUUGUCAGUGACAAUGGCUAUUGGAUCCCACAAGCUGUCACAGCAAGGUGCUAUCACCAAGAGGAUGACAGCUAUUGAGGAGAUGGCUGGCAUGGACGUGCUUUGUAGUGACAAGACCGGAACUCUCACCCUCAACAAGCUCACGGUAGACAAGACACUAAUUGAGGUAUUUGCGAAAGAUGUGGACCAAGAAACUGUAAUUCUGUUCGGUGCCAGGGCUUCUAGGGUGGAGAAUCAGGAUGCUAUUGACGCUUGUAUUGUUGGAAUGCUGGCUGACCCCAAGGAGGCCAGAGCAGGAAUCACUGAGGUGCAUUUCCUGCCUUUUAACCCAGUGGACAAGCGCACAGCCAUAACAUACAUCGACUCUACUGGUGAUUGGUUCCGAGUUAGCAAAGGUGCACCUGAGCAGAUCAUCGGGCUUUGCAACCUUAGGGAAGAUGUGAAAAGGAAAAUUCAUGCAAUCAUUGAUAAGUUUGCUGAACGGGGUCUACGUUCUCUUGCUGUUGCUCAACAAACAGUGCCGGAAAAGAACAAGGGGAGUGCAGGAGGGAAAUGGGUAUUUGUGGGUCUCUUGCCUCUUUUUGACCCUCCAAGACAUGACAGUGCAGAGACCAUCCGCCGUGCUCUUAACCUUGGUGUCAAUGUAAAGAUGAUCACUGGUGACCAGCUAGCCAUUGGCAAGGAAACUGGUCGCAGGCUUGGCAUGGGAACCAACAUGUAUCCCUCUUCCUCCCUCCUUGGCCAGCACAAAGAUGAAGCUUUCGCCAACCUCCCUGUUGAAGAGCUCAUUGAGAAGGCUGAUGGUUUUGCUGGCGUCUUCCCUGAACACAAGUAUGAAAUUGUGAAGAAGCUACAAGAGAUGAAGCACAUCUGUGGGAUGACAGGAGAUGGUGUGAAUGAUGCUCCAGCUUUAAAGAAGGCAGACAUUGGUAUUGCAGUGGCUGAUGCAACUGACGCAGCCCGGAGUGCAUCUGACAUAGUCUUAACGGAGCCAGGAUUAAGUGUGAUUGUGAGUGCUGUCUUGACAAGCAGAGCCAUUUUUCAGAGGAUGAAGAAUUACACUAUCUAUGCCGUUUCCAUCACAAUCCGUAUUGUUCUAGGUUUCAUGCUCAUUGCACUUAUCUGGAAAUUUGAUUUCUCACCUUUCAUGGUUUUGAUUAUCGCCAUUCUCAAUGAUGGAACCAUCAUGACCAUCUCUAAAGACAAGGUGAAGCCAUCACCCUCGCCUGACUCAUGGAAGCUAAGGGAGAUUUUUGCCACCGGCAUUGUUCUCGGCACUUACCUAGCUGUCAUGACUGUUAUUUUCUUCUGGGCAACUUGCGAGUCUGACUUCUUCACAGACACCUUUGGUGUAAGGUCAAUCAGGUACAACCCCAAUGAGCUUACAGCAGCUCUCUACCUCCAAGUGAGCAUUGUAAGUCAGGCACUUAUCUUUGUUACUCGCUCAAGGAGCUGUUCUUUCAUGGAACGUCCUGGGCUUCUGCUUGUGGCUGCCUUUAUAGUGGCACAACUGGUGGCUACAUUAAUCGCUGUGUAUGCAAAUUGGGGAUUUGCUAGAAUCCAUGGCAUUGGCUGGGGAUGGGCCGGUGUAAUUUGGGUGUAUAGUGUUAUCUUCUACCUCCCUCUAGAUAUUCUUAAGAUUCUUACCCGAUAUAUCUUGAGUGGCAAAGCCUGGGAUAAUUUGCUUCAGAAUAAGACUGCUUUCACAACCAAAAAAGAUUACGGUAAGGGAGAGAGGGAGGCACAAUGGGCUUUGGAUCAACGUACGCAGCAUGGCCUCCGUCCUCCAGCAACAUCGGAACUCUUCAACGAGAAGAACAACUACUACCGGGAGUUGUCUGAAAUUGCUGAAAGUGCCAAGAGACGUGCUGAAGUUGCAAGGCUAAGGGAGAGCCUUACGCUCAAGGGGCAUGUUGAAUCAGUGGUGAGGCUGAAGGGACUUGACAUCGAGACCAUUCCACAACACUACACGGUUUAAGAGAGAGCCAGAGGAUGAUGACAUAGCUGACAUUUGACAGAAAGAAUUUUGCAAGCGAAUAUAUAACAACUAGGGAGCAAUUUAUUUGUUUUUCAUUUUCGGUUUUGAAUGAUGAUAAAGGACUGCCAUUAAUCCAACCUACAGAUUCGUUGUGUACGAUCUGAGGUUGGAAAUAUUUGUCAAAUAUUUUAACAAUCUUCUCCAAUAUGUUAGUUACCUAUAUUUGCUGACCCCAUUAACUAGAUUCUUGCUUUUGAGUAAAUAUAGAAUUUCUUUGUUUUUUUAUGUGCUCCAUAUGAUUGGCAAAUUUACAUUGAUUUUUUUUUUUUUAGACUUAAAUUCUAUUGAACCUUGGCUCAUAUUGUUUUUGAAUUUUUUUUUUUUUUUUAUUUCAGGUAAAAUAUUCUUUUAUUUUUACUUUGUCCGUGUUUGGUAAAAAUCUAUGUCGAGAUUGAGGUCGAGUCCAUCGGGACAUGUAAAAUAACUUGCCGAAAAUUUAUCGAUAAAUUAUUUUUCUUAGGACAAACAAAUACCAGAAAAAAAAAAUAUUUUAUUUCCAAACAAAAUAGGUCCUUCGUUCACUUGAAAACAAGAUUCACAUAAGCGGAAUGUUAUGAAAAAAGGAUCGAAUAGG